Anastrepha obliqua is the source of this 6174-nucleotide messenger RNA. RefSeq lists its product as uncharacterized. The transcript is spliced from 15 exons. The record is from RefSeq and is a predicted model, not a curated record. The coding region runs from base 389 to 5932 and encodes 1847 amino acids. NCBI's taxonomy places the organism in Eukaryota, Metazoa, Arthropoda, Insecta, Diptera, Tephritidae.
GAACACACGACGUUGUUCUAUAGGACGGCAUGGAUCGGUUGUUGGUGUUUUUGAAACGGUAAAGCGGGUCUAUACUUAAACGGUGAAUAUGUAGCGACGGGUGUUGGAACGGAUAUUGACUGGCUACAGUGAGCAACGAGAGGCGAGGCGGCGUAAUUAAAGAGAAAAAAAAGUGAAGAAGAGUGAAAGAAGUCAAGAAAAAGUGAAAUUAAAAAGUGAAUAAAUGAAAAUUUACUUAACAAUAAAAAACGUUUACACAACACUUUUGCAGUGCAAUUUGAGGGGAAAUUCAAUGAAAAUGAUUUUGAAGAGUGAACAUUGCACACAUUAACUUACAUGUGAAUAUACAUAGAUACAUACAUGCCAGCAUAUCUAAAAAUCCCUAGUUAUGGAAAAAUUGCCUGAACGUCCACUAUCUGCGCGUUCACUGCCGCUCACGCCCGGCAGCGCGCACAACGCACCAACACAAUCACAAACAACUUCAUCGAAAUCCUCAUCGCGCCGCACUUCAGGCACAUACGCAUACGAAACGUUGCCAUCACCACCACCAGAUCCACGUCACACCGAUAACAUUUUUCAAUUUCCACCUAAACCAAAAGAAGAGCUGCCAGCUGGCUACCACACGCUCUUCAAUUAUGUUGAAAACGAAGAGGAAUUUUAUAAAACACUCUACAAAAUUAUAGCGAGCGAUUGCAAGGUGGCGCAAGAAGUAAACAAGCAGCAACAACAGCAAACACAACAACACCAACAUCAAUAUCAACCACUAUUGCAACACGAGCGCCAUGAAGUGGAGCAGCCGAGUUGCGCCUACUGUCAUCACAUGCAGCAGGAAUGCAUCCAAUUCAUCGAUCCGCUGCAGAGUCGCUUGGGCAGCAGUUUGUCUGCGUUGUUGGCAGCACACGGCGCUGUGGAGCAAUUAUCGCGCCUCUACGCAUUGUGGGAUAAGUACCUUGACGAGGCGGCGAAGUGGCGACGCCAACGGGAAUGCCUGAAUUACGUGAAUCUACUUAACGAAAAGAUGGAAAGCGCAAAAGAGACGCGCAGUAAGCGACUACAACAAGUGCGCCAACAACAACAACAACAACAUCAACAUCAUCAUCAGCCCCAGCACGAGCACGAGCAAGAUCUCUAUUCAGACACUGAGGCGGACGUGGAAGAAUCGAUUGCGCUCAUCGAGUCAAUAUUGGGCGAGUCGGCAACGACGCCCGCCGCUGCAGCCGCAGCACCAGCCACUACGUCGCUCAGUUUCAGCAGUUUUGGCGGUUUCGGUGGCGGUGGCAGCAAUCCCGCAUCAAUUAAACGUGGCGCUCUCAAACAGCAACGCGAGCGCAGCAAAUCGAUGAUGAUCGACGAUGUGGCAGCCACAUCUGCAUCGACGUUAUACGUGCGAGCAGAUAAUGAGCGCGAAUCGAAAAGUUCCAGCGCAUUACCGCAUAUGCUGCGGCGUCAAAGUACGUACAGUGAGGGAAAAUCGAAGGUAUCCAAGUGGACGAAGGUCAAGGCUGCAUUCAAGUGGGAGCGCGCCAAUGUGCCAGCGUUGGCUGACGGCGUUGGCACAAGUGGCGUUGUUGUAUACAAUGCUGUGCCCAAGGAGCAGGCGUCCCAUAGUGUGGGUCUAACGCCCGUGAAUAAUGAAGUCGCAAGAUAUUUGCGUGUGCCGUCAAUGCCUUGCGGAGGCGCGGGCAGUUCGGCUGAUAGCAUUUUGAGCUCAUCAUCGGGGCAUCUACUAAGCGAAACUGGCACGCCGGGCACUAUCAGCUCGGCGAGUUCAAUGGACGAUAUUGAUAGCAACUGUCGCAGCACACUGAGAAGAGACUCCACAAAAAGUGAUAGCCGGGUCGUUGAUGACAUUGACUCAUCAUUUUUGGAACGCUCAAAAACCGAUGAUGGCGAAGCACUGCACCGUUCAUCGAAGAGCGACGGCAGCAUGAGAGCUCUUGCAGCCAAAAAAUCCUCCUCAAUUAAAUCUUUGCGUAAAAGUAAGAAUCAUAGCGAUUUUGAGGUACUGCCAGAGGAGGUUGUGGCUGAUUUAAAAAGCACAGCUACACGACGCACGAAGCCACCACCAAGCCCACUAAAUCUUAACCUCAAACAGGACCUUACCGACUCGGAUUUCUCUUACUCACCCUACUCACUCAAAAGUCCCAAAGAUGGCACGCAGUCGUUAAAUCGCUCGAAGAAAAUAGGCUCACCGGGUAAUUCGUCGGUACCGAGCAGUCCUUCUCGUCACUCAGAUUACUUUUGUGAGUUCGAAAGUGAAGAUUUAUCAAGUGGUGAUUUUUCGGAACCCACCACACCUAAUCACCUGACAUCAACCAAGUCUUUUCUCAACGAGAAAAAUGAAAUCAAUCAACGCUAUCAGAUGCUGCGCGCCAAAUUUGAUAUGGAAUUCGAGGCGAAACGGCGCGAAUGGGAAAAAAUGAAAGCAAACACGAAUGCCUGCAGAGCAAUAGCCUUAAUCACACCACCCAAACCCGAAGAGCAUCCGCAACAUCCGGUCUUCAAUAAGAAUCUCUCAGCUAAACUUUUGGAGGAAAAUCUCACACCGGACUUCAAAAAGAAACUACGCAAAUGGCGCGUAAAGAAACAAAUAUCAAUUGGCGGUGCGCAUCUAUCACAAAUCUCACCUACAUCACCGGGGCGUGAGAGUUCUGCAGAUUCAAAACCGAAAAUUGAUUGGAAUCUAUGGAAAACUGGUCAAUUGAAAUUGGAGGGUCAAGGAUUGACACCAUUGCCCGAGCAGAAAGACUUACCAGAAGAUUUUCAAAAGAAGUUGGAGCAAUGGAAUAAACUGAAACAGAGCGGCGGCACCAGCAAUAUUCCAAGUGGUCAGGAUUCCAUUAAGCGCUCCAGCAAAUUCACUGACAGCAUCAGGAAAAAUAUUGAUAACAAGCCACACGAUAAGGACAAACUAGAAAAGCUAGCCAAACUCAAAGCGAUCGUAACUGAUCAUCCCGCCAAGGAGAUCGAAGUGAAGACCUCUGAAGGCGUUAUGAAGUUUGAAGGCAUAUCGCGUAAAUUCACACGCAAACUGUAUGAAUGGGAGAAAGCGCGCGGCAUAGGACCCGAGUCAUCAACAUUUGCGCUAUUGCAUCCCGGCUAUCGACCCAUUGUGGUGGAUCGCAUCACAAAGGAAAAUAACACAACUGACACCUCACCAACGCUCAGUCGUUCAUUUUCAUUGGAUAGCAUUGCACAAAAUAACGUCACACUACCCGCCAUCUCACAACAAGCCUCCAGCUUGUCGCUGAACGAUGUGAAUGAACUCAAAGAGAUCGAUAACCAUGGCAGUUCCGAUGUGAUUGAUGAGCAUGAUUACAAGAAAUAUGAAGAACCCGAAGCGGUUAUGGUGGAAGUAGAGGAUCACAUUGAGGAGACUGCAUCACCGUUGAUUACCGCGCACACAUUGGUGGAGCAGCAGACGCCAAUCUACAAGUAUGAAGAAGGCGCUUGCAGUGAUUAUUGCAAUACACGAAGAGUACAAAGUUUUGAGUCGCACACCAAUUUGGCACCUCUGCUCUCUGUGCUGCAACGUACCGAAGACAUUUUCACGAAACUCAAACGUUCCUCCACGGAUUUGUGUCAAAAUGCGGAGUUGCACCAAUGUGAGACGAUGCUCACAUACAUACGCAAUAUAUAUCCCUACUAUUCGGACAAUCUGAUGAAGCCGAACGUUUUGAACGCAAUAUCGGAUGUGCAAAGCGAAUUGAGCAGAAUGAGCGAUUUGUGCGAAAAAUGCCCGCUCGAUGAAGCUUGCUGUCAGGAAACCAUCGAGGAGCGUAGUAAUGCAUACAAUGAAGAGUUGAGCGGCCUACACGAAUCUCUGACAUUACUAAGGCGAAGCAUACAUGGUGGAUCAACUCCAUAUCCCCGCGACAUGGUACCGGACAUCAAUAUCACCACAGCUGAUGUACAAAAUAGUGCUGCCGACACAUCGAAAGAUCAAACUUUAACCACACUCGAGGCAACGGAUGAAUGGAGCGCUUCGCACCCAGAAUACGAUGAAGGCGAGACGCCGAAAAUAUCACAACGCACCCAAUAUGCGAACAAUAAUGGCGCGAAUGGUGCUGCUGCUGGCAAAAAGAAACUACGUCUUCGUAAAACUGGCUCACGACAGAACAGCAAAACCGAAAGCGAUAGCAGCGAUGUAGACAACCACAGCGUUUUAGAAACCCCGCGACGCAUAAAGCGUAAGAAUUUUCGCCUAAAACAGCGAUCUUUCGAUGAUGACUAUCGCAGAGGCGAAGAAGUACCUGGAGAUGAUGUUGUCUACGUUUUGAAAGUGAAACCAGGACAUCCGAUUGAACAAUGCGAGAGUGUAGUUAACAUGGAGCAUUCUUUCUCCGAAACCAACAAUUACCGACCGAGAAGUGGCAGCGAUAAAUGUCUCGUUACAGCAACAGUUCAGCCGAGACGGCCACUACUCGAUGAUCUUGAAUUAAAGGAAAAUUUAAAUUUUAACCAAAAUGAAAAUGUAUUUGUAAAAACUAAACGAAAAGUAUUCACUGCAAUCGCUGAGCCGAGUGCCAGCGGUGGCAUAGCAGUUGUUGAACGCGAACUGGCGCAAUCACCAACUGAGGUGGCAGCUCCCGUUGAAAUGGCACUUGCAGGUGCAGCAAACACAAUGCCGGAAGUUGUUGAGCAAGAUGACUCCGAAACUCCAACGGAAGUUGGCAGUCUAACGCCGAAACGCUCCAAUUCGACAUGCAAGUCUCUAAGUCAAGGCGAUAUGCGAAUUAAUGAGUACGAAUACGAGGACGAACGCAAGUGUCAAAGUGCCGAAAAGCUCGCCACUCCAUCCUCGAAACAAGUGACGGACACACGUCCGCCUUUAGCAUCCGACAGCUUUCGCGUUAUCAACAAAAGCUGUACUAGUCUCAUGCGCGACUCAGCAAGUCCAAUGAAGGUCAGCAUAACUGUGCUAAAUCCAGUUGGCAAUAGCCCGACAGAGAUUCGCAAAGAACAUCGUUUCAGAAAGAAUACCGAAAAGUCACAUUAUUAUGUACCCUUCUCGAAAUCACAGAGUGCCACAAUUAAGAAAAUAGAAACCAAAAUUGCGAAAACACAUUCAGGUGCCUCUAUCGGUGACAGCUCACCACAAACACCCGACAGAUUCGACAAUACUCUACCACGCAUUUCUCGCAAACUCGAACGAAAAUCCCUAACUCCCACCAGCAUGCAGCCACUGCAUUUCGAUUUCCCCACACCGAACAACUCCGAGCCAACGACGCCACUGCAUGCCGCAGCACAAGAGGCACCACAUACACCACUUUCGGAACGCGCAUUACGUUUGCAAAGAGCCAAAGAGGAGUUUCUGCAAGGCAAUAAUGCAUUGACGCAGUUGCCGGUGAAACGACGCGAUGACGCGGCACGUGAGGAAAAGUGGGAGCAACAUCGUCGUAGCGAUUACAGCAUGAGCUCGGCAGCGGGUGAAGAAACCGAUUUGCCAAAAAGCUUCAGCGUCGGUACGAUAACAGCAGAUUCCUACACCGAAACGCCCACACACUCGGACACCGGCACCGAUUUAGAUAGCAGCCUCUACGAUUCGCUGCCACGUUCAGUCAGCCGUUCGGGUAAAAUAUCCAGCAAACUGGGUUUUGCGACACUCGCGUCAAAGUUUCGACGUGGCAAGGGUAGUAAAAAGGGAAAAGACGCACCAAAGGAUACGGAAACACCAAAGAGUAGUAACAGAGCACUGUCGGCUUUGUGUCGCCAAACUUUGAUGGCCGAUGUUAUAGCCGUUCCACAAUUGGCCACCGAAAAUCCACAUGAAAGUGUUCAGAAGUCACAGUCUUCACCGCAAGCAGGCCGAGGUUUUGCAGGCGGUCAAAGUUCUGCGAGCUACGGCGGACUGGAUCGCCGCACACUGGAGCCUCUAAAUAAGUCACAAAGCGAACAAUAUGUGCGCCGUCAUAAAGAAAGCAUUGUCUAGUCAAAGUGCAACAAAUGUGCCAUAAAAAUGCCCAAGAAUUUUUUUUAACCAACAAAUUACUAUAUUUUAAAAUGAAGUUAUUUAUUACUUUACGAAUUUACUUUAUUCUUGUGUGUAAGCAACGAUUGUAUUGAGAUUAUUUAGAGAUUUUUAUUGGCGUUAUUUUAAUCUGAGUACUUGACGAGUGUACGACGACUAAACGCAAAUGUGUAGAAAAGCUGUAAUAUAGAUUUUUAUAUGAA